AUGAAAACACCGCCACCGGGCCAUCCGCUGCGAAGUCUCCGCAAUUGUGUUGCUUUUAGCCAGUUCGGCCAGCGCGAUCUACCGAGUCAGCUAAGUGGCGGCGAUCUUGAUGGAGAUCUUUACAAUAUCAUAUGGGAUAAACAAGCCAUGCCACGAUGGACGUACAGAGCCGCUGACUACCCUAGAGUAAUACCGAAACCUCUCGGCCGACCGGUGCAGAGAGAGGACAUGGCAAACUGGUUCGUUGACUUCAUGAAGUCUGACGUCCUCGGGUUGAUUGCUACGCGACAUCUCAUUUUGUCAGACCAAGACCCUAAUGGCACGCUUGGGCUUGACUGCCUCAAGCUUGCUGGGCUGCACUCCACAGCCGUUGAUUUCUCCAAGACAGGGAUCGCAGUCGAACCGAGCAAUAUUCCAAAGGCCUCCCGAUUCCGGCCUGACUUGUACGUAUAUCCUUUGCGCUCUGGCAACAACACUGCUUAUCUGCGAACUAGCCUUGCACCAGCCCCUCCGGCCCAGCUUUACGAUCGGACCCAGAUUGACUUCCUUGGUGAAGACGAAGCAGUUGAUGAAGACGAAGAUGAGCUCGGGCCGAAUCAUAAGUACUACCCGUCGGUCAAGGUUCUAGGUGAACUUUACCGGAAUGUCAAUGAAAGGCAGAUUUGGGAUGAAGAUAUCAGUCGCGUUGUCUCGAAAGCUGGUCCAUCCGUCUGGGACCAGUUCGUUGGGCUGAUGCAGCGCAAGAUUGAAGAAUACAGCAAAGGACGAAUCAGCUGGAAGACGAAGCGCCAGGAGGCCAAAAGUCUGCGUGACGUGUACGAGGAUACUGUCAACGGCUUCAUGAUACAAUACUCGGACAGCCACAUGAAGCAGCUUACAGAAGUCGAGGUCUUUUGCGGCUCGAUCUUCAACAAAACAGGCUCGCAGACGAGACGUCAAAAGGACAAUUCCAAGAAGCUUAAGCAAGAUUUCGAUCGCCUUGCAGAUCAUAUGACGCAGCAGAUGAGACGGAGAGUCCGGAAUGCCGAGGGGCAUGGCACGGCAGCGUAUAAUAACGUCGACUCUACCACGGAGAAGCAGGAUGUUAGUUCAACGCCUGUUGACGAUAUUGACCGAUUUCUCGCGCCCAACAGGGAGGCUUUGGAGAUGUCUUACGCCUGUCUAAUGGUGGGGCUGCUAAAGAACACCGACGUCGAGUACGAACAUUGGACCCAUUUGGAGAGCUUCAAGGUGAUUGCAGCUAGCGUUCUGCUUAAAGAGCUAACAGAGCUCGCAAAUCGCAUCAAAGGCGGUCGGUUGGUUAACCCGGCUGAUGGGGGCGAGAGCGCGAGCGGAGGCUUCGUCGGUGUCAGCUCUGGGCCUGCCUUCUCGUAUGCGUAUAGCGGCUACGACGUCGAUGUUGGACAGUAUCCAAACUAUGGAUACAGUCAGUAUCUGUGA
Colletotrichum spaethianum is the source of this 1440-nucleotide messenger RNA. Its product is annotated as RNA-directed DNA polymerase from mobile element jockey. The transcript has 2 exons. Gene Ontology annotation, cellular component: nuclear RNA-directed RNA polymerase complex. Lineage: Eukaryota; Fungi; Ascomycota; Sordariomycetes; Glomerellales; Glomerellaceae. The record is from RefSeq and is a predicted model, not a curated record. Gene Ontology annotation, molecular function: RNA-directed RNA polymerase activity. Gene Ontology annotation, biological process: siRNA processing. The coding region runs from base 1 to 1440 and encodes 479 amino acids.